Messenger RNA from Nomascus leucogenys (northern white-cheeked gibbon), 950 nucleotides. RefSeq lists its product as uncharacterized. The record is from RefSeq and is a predicted model, not a curated record. The transcript has 4 exons. Lineage: Eukaryota; Metazoa; Chordata; Mammalia; Primates; Hylobatidae. Gene Ontology annotation, biological process: glucuronoside catabolic process. Gene Ontology annotation, molecular function: signaling receptor binding; beta-glucuronidase activity; carbohydrate binding. The annotation marks the transcript as partial.
AUGAGUCUUCAACGCCAAGAGGGAGCUUCUGGCCCCUUGGUUAGGGUCGAGGUUCCAGAGUCCCAGGGUCAAGGCUACGGCCGCCUCCCAAGGAUGUGCGUCCCUGCAAGAGGCUGCAUCCAGCAGUCAUGGAAGAGGCUCCGCUGGGGCCUGCUCCAAUCCCUGCUGGGGAAAGCAAGUGGAGGCCUAGCCCAGGGUUCCAGCCAGAGGCCCCCACUGGGCAGCACCUGGCGCCGCCCCGCCCCUCCAGGCCUGGCACUCGCCCUCAACAAAUAUGGCGCGGACAACCUCACGCUCGUCACGCAACUCGACCGCAAGACUGCUCCCGCGCCGCUCUUUUCCCCGCAGACGGAGGCCGAGACGGGGAGCGGGAAGCCUGACCUGGGGGACGGCGGUGGCCUGCGCGGCUCUCGGGCCGCUGUUGUGUGCCUGCACACUGGCGCUGCCGGGCGGGAUGCUGUAGCCCCCGGGGAGCCCGUCGUGGGAGCGCAGGGAGCUGGACGGCCUCUGGAGCUUCCGCGCCGACUUCUCCGACAACCGACGCCGGGACUUGGAGCAGAGGUACCGACGACCGUUGCGGGUGGCGCCCGGAAGCCCGGCGGUGGGAAUGGGGUAAGCCCAGGCGCCCUGCAGCCUCCUUCACCUGAGCGCCCGGAGCCGGGGACCCGGAGGAGGUUAAAGUUGGGCCCCACCUUGGACAUGCUGGUUCCCUCCAGCUUCAACGACAUCGGCCAGGGCUGGCGGCUGCGGCAUUUUGUCAGCUGGGUGUGGUAUGAAUGGGAGGUGACCCUGCUGGAGCGAUGGAUCCAGGACCUGCGCACAGGAGUGGUGCUGAGGAUUGGCAGUGCCAUCCUCCAUGCCAUCGUGGAAAUCCUGCAUGGGCAUAAAACUGAAGUAAAUGGAUUGGAUGGAAUUGGAAUCAAGAGUGACUCCUGGAUUUACAUAACAGG